This is a messenger RNA of Letharia columbiana, 1284 nucleotides long. RefSeq lists its product as uncharacterized. The record is from RefSeq and is a predicted model, not a curated record. Bases 1 to 1284 code for a protein of 427 amino acids. Lineage: Eukaryota; Fungi; Ascomycota; Lecanoromycetes; Lecanorales; Parmeliaceae. The transcript has a single exon.
AUGGCACCCUCCGACGAGGAGAAUACACGUCAGAAAGCACAGGACGACGCGAACCCGUUCAUUGCCUUCCGCCGAUUUGCCGACGACCAGAUGUCGACUCUCAUGAACGGUGUCUUCAGUAUAUCCUCACUGUUUGCAUCUCCUUCGACCACUCCUCGCCGCUCAGUUCAGGACUACGAGAAAUGGUUACAGGAGGCACGAGAGUCAUCACAAUGCCUUGCCCGCGAAGCAGAUGAAGCGGGGAGGAUCAUGGACGUGUAUACAAGAGCCCACAAGGAGGGUCAGCAUGCUAUCCAGGGAGACAUCCAGGAGCCCACUAGUUGUGACGACAGUGAACUUCGGAGAUGCCCUUACAGACCGACUGAGCAGGAGGGACUUCCGUUGGAGAAGCCAGGCCUUAACAUUUGCCUCAUGGACGAUGCUACCCGCUCUUAUCUCUCACUUGCUACCUUCAGCCUAUGUCUCCCAAGUAACAUUCUUACUGCUCCAGUGCUUGGGGAGCAGCUGCCCUCUGUUCCAAUAGCUUACCUACUUUACAGCCCAUAUUCGCCUGUGCGGCUCGAGCAGCAACCCCAUCUUUGCGAUCACGGCGCCAAGUGGAGAGAAGCGUUCGAGGAUCUGCUAGCUGUGCAAAAUGGUCAGGAACUACCACCUAAGUGCUCGCAGAGAAUGCCGGAAAGCAGCGUCGACUGGGUGAGAGGAAUGAUAGAUUUGGCAAUAUGCAAACAAGUAGAAGAUACCGAGGAAUCGAGCAGUGCUGCUGGCAAGACGUCAGAGGCUACAAACCAGGAUCUCGGACUUCUGUCACGCUUUACCAACGCAAGGCAGCCGGAGAAUGACGCUGAUGAGGAAGAAGACGCGGACAAUGAUGAUCUCGAUGAGGAACGUGAUGCUGGGGUUACGGAAUUGGACGUGUACGACAGAUUCUUUGGCUCUCAGCGGCCAACAUCACAGGGUACUGCCAGGGCCGCCGCUCGACGCUUUGCACAUCUCCAACAGGACUCCUCUCCGUCCGACACAGACACUAGAAACCCGAGUAUACUCUCCACCCUCACCACUACGGAGCGGACUACUCUCCAAGACGGUAGCGUACACACCAAGGUUGUGCUCAUAAAACGCUUCUCGGACGGGCGCGAAGAGAACACGGAAACAGUACAACAUCAGAAUGCUGUCCGCCAGACACAUGAUGCUGCGUCAAAGUCUAUCAAAGGUGAGGAUGUUAGGAACACUGGGAAGGACAGGGAGACCAAAGUGAACAAACCUAGCGGCUGGUUUUGGUCCUAG